Thlaspi arvense is the source of this 456-nucleotide messenger RNA. Lineage: Eukaryota; Viridiplantae; Streptophyta; Magnoliopsida; Brassicales; Brassicaceae. The record is from the annotation of a GenBank genome assembly.
AUGGCCCUCGUGAAGCUACUCGUGACCAUCGCAAUAACAACCGCAAUUACAAUUGCAGUCAUCACAACCAGAACCAGCACGAACGUGGAGCACACGAGCUUUGUUGAACCGGAGGCGCCGACUAUAAGGUCGAGUCAGUUCUUGGCUCAGAAGGAAGUACUAGGCGAGCGUAACCCUAACUCGGCAGACCAUUGCAACAAGAACCCUGAGAUAUGUAGGCUCUACGGUGGAGGAGGAGGAAGCAACACGACGGUGACAUGCUGCAACAACAAAUGCAUAGACGUGGGCAGUGACGACAAGAACUGUGGCGCGUGUAAGAACAAAUGCAAGUUCUCACAGACGUGUUGUCGCGGCCAAUGCGUUUACCUGGCUUACGAUAAACGUCACUGUGGACAAUGUAACCAUCCGUGCGAGGUCGGCGAAUUCUGCGUCUACGGUCUCUGUAACUACGCGUGA